AUCGUAUACGUGAGGUCUAUUUAUUCAAGUGAAAAGUAAUCAGUCAUCACACAGAGAGCCCAAGUGAUUGGAACAGGAUCUGGAUCCUAGCUAAUGGGUAAACCUUGUUCACUUUGUGACUAACUCAGCACCGGCGAAUUCAAUGGAUUUUGUGUAUAAAAGCAGCAUUUCCGCGAUCGAGAUGCUCCAGACAAGGUUCCAACAACAACAAAACGUAUUUUUUACCAUUUCCAACCUGGGCGAUCCUAGAUACGCUUUCCUCAUCUAUGCUCCUCUAGUUUUCUCCCUGAACUGGAAGAUUGGUAAACAGUUGAUGUGGGUUAUCGUCACUGCUGAGUGGUCCAAUCAACUCUUAAAGUGGAUAUUACAUGGGGAACGCCCUUACUGGUGGGUCCGCGAGACUGAAGUUUACAACAAGACAGGCUCCAAUACCCCAGUUCUACAGCAAUACUUCAUGACUUGUGAAACAGGACCAGGUAGUCCAUCUGGCCAUGCCAUGGUUUCUGCUGCUGUUUGGUACGUCUUGCUUAAUACACUUCUUGAAAAGUCUGGAGUUGUAUCUUCAACUAAUAAGAACGUGGUAACUUCUGUGUGCUGGACAAUCUACACCUUCCUCUUGUGUGUAGUAAGCCUCUCCCGGGUCUAUAUUGCGGCCCAUUUCCCUCAUCAGUGUCUUCUAGGAAUAAUGUUAGGGUGCUUCCUUGCCUUCACGAUGACCAAGCUUUCGAUGGAGGAUCUAAAACUGAGAUAUUACGUGAUGGUAACAACGAGUUUAUUUGUCAGUGCUUUGUCCACCUUCUGUGCUCUAUGGGUACUAGGACUGAACCCUCUCUGGUCAGUGGACAGAGCCAUGAAGUGGUGCGUCAAACAAGAAUAUGUACAUCUGGACACCACUCCCUUCUUCUCUAUGAUGCGUUAUUGUGGUUUCUUGUUAGGCUUAGGUAUCGGUCUGAACAGCCCCUUCAACAAGGAAGCAGCCAAAAUACACUUUACUCCAGUUAUGAAGAUCUGGAUGAUGGUUUUAUCUAUCGCGCUGUCAACGAUGUCAGGCUGGAUUCCUCUUCCCAACUCAAACGCCAUGUUCUUCUAUUUUUCAACAUUUCUAAUAAACAUGUUCUUGCCAAUAUUGUUUGUGGCCCUUGUGCCUUAUGGCAUUAUCAAAGGAAAGUCGAUUUUUUAUUGUUUGUCCGAACAAUUAAAAAAGGAAGAAUAAGAAAUUUCAUCAUCGUAAUGUUUCAAAUUACUUAGGCAGCAAUAAACAAUUUAAUAUAAAAGUUGACAUUUUUUCUUUAAAUACUAGCAAAAUAAAAACUUUAGAUUUUCUGUAAUAAUACUCCAAUCCAAGAUAUUAUAUUCAAACAUGAAAUACAUUAUAAUAUCAUAACAUUUUUAUGAUUAUUAAGCUUGAAAAAAGUUAUUUCUGGGUUUGUCAAAAAUAACACGGAUUGGAUCAAAAUGGUUUAUCAUAGAUUACAAUCCGAUAAAGUACGUCUCCAUGAAACACACUUACUGAUUUUUUUCUCUAGUUUUCAGACUUGGAUCUUCUACUUUUAUUAAUUAAUACGUAACUCUAUGUGCGAAAUAUUAUAAGCAAUGUUAAAAAGAACAACUUAGACAUUAUUUUACGUUUUAAUUAGAAGUUUUCAAUGAGAGUUAGGUGGUAGAUUAAAGCUAAAAAGCCUGAAUUUGUUUGCUAGUUUAUUAUAGCUUGCCAAUUAAUAAUUAUUGAUAGACUAAAUUUAUUAAUAAUUGUUCCUUUUAUAUUCUGAUAAUACCAUGUCAUUAGAUCGUGUGGGAUAUUAUGCAAGUAUUAAAUCUAGGUUAUUUUAAGAUAUUUUUAAAACUUGUCUUUAGAGUGUGUGGGAAGUAGUGCAGAUAGUAAGUCUAAGUUAUAUGAUGUUCUGUUUAAAAAUCUAUCAUUUAGCCCGUGUGGUGCAGAUAGUAAAUUUAGUUUAUUUUACGUUCCAUUUAAAACCUGCCAAUUAUUUGUUUUGGGGAUACAAUGUUGAUAAAUAAUGGUUAUUUUACAUCUUAAUUCAACCAUGAAAUGUUAUAUUAAAUAAUGAAGGAUAAUUUCCUUUCUAUUUGAUGUUUUACUAAAGCGAGACUUGAUUGCAUCUGAAUCUAGGUUUCAUAUUUAAUAUGCAUACGUUUAUUAAACGCAAAAGGGUUUUUCGUAGACCUAGUUGAAUUAGACGAUAUUAACUAUUCAUUUUGUCGACAAUUCUCAUUCCAUUGAUAUCUUUACAUGUGUCUACAUUAUGGUAAUCUAAGAUAAUCCUUUAUAAAUCGACUUAAAACAUUAACUUCAAGUACAGUAAACUUAAAGUCAAGGAAAUUAAUUUCGACUAUGAUAUAGUAUAUACAAAUUGGUUUUGUUGUCAUAGGAUUAUAAAAAAUAUUAUUUAUAUUUUAUUUUGUCUUUGACUCAUGUUUGACUCUCUGACAAGUCUGAUGAUUUGAGGGGAUAAAUAAUCAAGUUAGAUAACGAGGACGUAACUAUCCAUAGUAAAAAGUAUUGCGAUAUUAUAUGUUUAUGUAGGUGCCAAUUUUAAAGAAUAAAUUUUAUACCAUAUAUUUUA
Messenger RNA from Limulus polyphemus (Atlantic horseshoe crab), 2582 nucleotides. Its product is annotated as glucose-6-phosphatase 2-like. The record is from RefSeq and is a predicted model, not a curated record. Bases 143 to 1213 code for a protein of 356 amino acids. Gene Ontology annotation, cellular component: membrane. Gene Ontology annotation, biological process: glucose 6-phosphate metabolic process; gluconeogenesis. Gene Ontology annotation, molecular function: glucose-6-phosphatase activity. NCBI's taxonomy places the organism in Eukaryota, Metazoa, Arthropoda, Merostomata, Xiphosura, Limulidae. The transcript has 7 exons.